Anisakis simplex (herring worm) is the source of this 264-nucleotide messenger RNA. The record is from the annotation of a GenBank genome assembly. Lineage: Eukaryota; Metazoa; Nematoda; Chromadorea; Rhabditida; Anisakidae.
AUGAGACGAACGCGAAUAAGAAGAAGAUGCGAUAAACACAGUUAUGCGGGUCCUCCUCCAUCGCCAAUGCACUUCAAUAACGUGUCAUCCUCACCACCACCAGUGAACAACAAAAAAUUAUCAGUUCCGACGAUUCCACGAACAAACCCGUUUCAUCGCAUUCAAACACCACUCAAACAACCUAUGCCAGAUCCACGUGAGCUAUCACAAUCGAAUAAUUCAGUGAGUGCAUCAUCGUCGGAUCAGUUGGAAUAUUUUGACCCG